GUUCGGCACUGGCCGCGAUCCUACAGGUGCUCUUCUUGGCCGCUCGCGAGUGUCGCCGUCCGCCGGAGUAGGGGAGUUAUUUCUGUGUGAGUGUGUGGUGCGGAUCGGCGCGUUAGUUGACCAGCGUGCAGAGCAGACGAGAAGAGAUGAGCAGCUCCGUGGUGCCGAGGCGCCCGUUCGCCACCAAUGGCGGCCCCUCGCCGCCCCCGCGCACCCACCGCCACCACAGCUGGGACAAUCACCUUGGUGAGAAACGCACCACCGUGUACAAGCGGGUCACCCGCGACGGGGUCAUCACCACGCACACCACCUACGACGACGCCAUGCACUUCGCCAAGAACGCGCUGCUCGCUGAUCUUCAGAAUACUGUGAAUCCCAGCAACGCUAGCCCUGGCUACGGAUCUUUGAACGUGAAUGGAGUCAGCAAGACGCUGUAUGACCGUCAUGGCCACUCGACGCUGCCCUCGCAACAGAGAAUCAUCAAAGAAACACUCACGACGACGCAAGCUGCUAAAAACAACAACAACCUUUCUGAGCUGGACACGCUUUUGCAGGACCUGAGCAACGCCCACUACGCAGAAGGGGUUAAUGGAGGCCAACGACCGCCAUCGACAGAUUCGCUGAACCGGCCGACGAUGGACAGUCUGCUGGACGAGCUGAGCGCCGUGCCCAACGGGCAAAAGUCAACUCCACGCCACUUGACCACCACGAUCACUAUCCAAGAGACGCGGACACGCGAGGGUGGUCCAGUGGCCUCAACUGCCACCAGGGAGCUUGAUGACUUGAUGGCAUCGCUUUCCGACUUCAAGAUUAACGCAAGCACGCACCAACACCAAACCGUAACCGACUCACCCUACGCUAAACCAAACAAAGCGUCUUCUAAAAACCAAUUGGACUCGAUGCUUGGUAAUUUGCAGGCCGACAUGAGUAGGCAGGGCGUCAACACCACCCAGAAGGGCUGCUGCAACGCGUGCGAAAAGCCCAUCGUGGGCCAGGUCAUCACCGCCCUGGGCAAGACUUGGCACCCUGAGCACUUUACGUGCAAGCACUGCAACCAGGAGCUGGGCACUCGCAACUUCUUCGAGCGCGACGGCGCUCCCUACUGCGAGCCUGACUACCACAAUCUGUUCUCGCCGCGCUGCGCCUACUGCAACGGCGCCAUUCUCGACAAAUGCGUGACCGCGCUGGACAAAACCUGGCACACGGAGCACUUUUUCUGCGCGCAGUGCGGCAAGCAGUUCGGCGACGAGGGAUUCCACGAGAAGGAUGGCAAGCCUUACUGCAAGGACGACUACUUCGACAUGUUCGCGCCCAAGUGCGGCGGAUGCAGCCGGGCUAUCAUGGAGAACUACAUUUCGGCGCUCAACACGCAGUGGCAUCCAGACUGCUUUGUCUGCAGGGACUGCCGGCAACCUUUCCAUGGAGGAUCAUUCUUUGACCAUGAAGGACAGCCUUACUGUGAGACCCACUACCACGCUAAGAGAGGAUCGCUCUGCGCAGGAUGCCACAAGCCGAUUACUGGUCGGUGCAUUACUGCCAUGUUCCGCAAGUUCCACCCUGAGCACUUUGUCUGCGCCUUCUGCUUGAAGCAGCUCAACAAGGGCACCUUCAAGGAGCAAAAUGACAAACCUUACUGCCAUGGCUGUUUUGAAAAACUAUUCGGGGGUUUUGCAAUCCUGGUCACGCCCGAUCAGCAAAAAUAUGUCUAAAUUUCCACCGCAGAUUAAAAAGUCCACCAAAGCAGCCCUCUGCAAGCGUGAAAACCACCGAGGCUCUGCGCAAAGCUGACAGAUAUCAAAUGAAAUACCAAGUACUUCUUACUUAAACGCACUGCUGCUCUUUCCUCCAUUAAUCAAAGUUAUUACGCACAGUUUAUUUCCUGUUAUUACGUUUCACUUUUAAUUUCUACGUCGACCAAUAAUAUAUAUAUAUAUUAUGUAUACUAGCAGUGCACACUACUUUUGUUCUGCAUUCUGUGCAACAUGGUUUUCCGAGAUUUAAUCCCAGUCAUUUGCACAAGUUAUCUAAUCCAAGUACGAAAUGCGACAAAUCAACUCAGCAUUUUAGCCAUUGUUUUCAAUCGGUGUCAGACAGUCAACCAAUCAAAGAGAUGGAUAUAAAUGUAUUUUCUAGUAGAUUAUAUAUAAUUACAUAUAUGAAAAUAAUGUUUAUUUACUCGCUGGCUUCUGCUGCUUGUAUAAGAAGCGAAAUCUAUCUCACUCUUCACUUCCGUUAAAUCUUUGUCACGUAUUUCUAUUUUCAAGUGCAGUGUCGGUUCUUUGAUACCUCCAUGCCUGUGACACGCCAGUUCUAUUUUUCCUGGACGAUACUUUUCUUAACCUUCUCUCGGUGCCAUUAUAGUAACAAAUCUAGUUCAGUAUAAUCAGAUGUUAACUGCAAAGAUCCGGCACUGCUCUGAAGAGUGCCACUUAUUGACGUGGCUCAGAAUUUGUUGAAAUAUAUUGAUUUUUAAAUAAACUCUUAGUUUAAAAGCCUAUAUGAUAAUAAGGAGAAUAAAAUUUUUAUCAUUUAACAGUUCA
Molecule: messenger RNA, 2540 nt
Organism: Cloeon dipterum
Lineage: Eukaryota; Metazoa; Arthropoda; Insecta; Ephemeroptera; Baetidae
Gene: Pax
Product: Paxillin
Exons: 12
Coding region: 147-1709 (520 amino acids)
Biological process (GO): muscle structure development; actin cytoskeleton organization; heart development
Cellular component (GO): adherens junction; stress fiber; Z disc
Molecular function (GO): muscle alpha-actinin binding; actin binding
Source: RefSeq, a predicted model, not a curated record